AUGUCCUCCGCAAACACCGGCAAGAAGACCCGCUCGGCUAUCUCCGACGUGGUGUCGCGCGAGUACACCAUCAACCUCCACAAGCGGUGCCACGGUGUCAGCUUCAAGAAGCGUGCUCCCCGUGCUAUCAAGGAGAUCCGUGCUUUCGCCGAGCAGGCCAUGGGCACCAAGGAUGUCCGUGUUGACCCCGCCCUGAACAAGAAGGUCUGGGAGGCUGGUAUCAAGGGUGUUCCCUUCCGUCUCCGUAUCCGCAUCUCCCGCAAGCGUAACGACGAGGAGGGUGCCAAGGAGCGUCUCUACUCCCACGUUCAGGCCGUCAACGUCAAGAGCGCCAAGGGUCUCCACACCGCUACCGUCGAUGACGCGUAA
Molecule: messenger RNA, 369 nt
Organism: Penicillium oxalicum
Lineage: Eukaryota; Fungi; Ascomycota; Eurotiomycetes; Eurotiales; Aspergillaceae
Product: 60S ribosomal protein eL31
Exons: 3
Coding region: 1-369 (122 amino acids)
Biological process (GO): cytoplasmic translation
Cellular component (GO): cytosolic large ribosomal subunit; ribosome
Molecular function (GO): structural constituent of ribosome
Source: RefSeq, a predicted model, not a curated record